This is a messenger RNA of Eucalyptus grandis, 2198 nucleotides long. RefSeq lists its product as uncharacterized. The transcript is spliced from 9 exons. The record is from RefSeq and is a predicted model, not a curated record. Lineage: Eukaryota; Viridiplantae; Streptophyta; Magnoliopsida; Myrtales; Myrtaceae. The coding region runs from base 17 to 1648 and encodes 543 amino acids.
GGAGAGGGGGACCGACAUGGGAGCGUGCGUGUCGACGCCGCAGGAGUGCGUGGGGGGGCGAUUGCGGUCGUCGAGGAGGAAGGCGGCCCACGGGAGGAAGGGGAAGGUCAAGCGGCGAGUCGCGUCCCGCUUGUCCGACGGAUCGCUCGACAGGAUCGAUCGGUCCAGGCCUCGCGAUCGCUCGUUCAACAAUCAACCCAGCGUCCAAGGAAGCACUGAUGAAGCAUGGUAUGACUCACUGCCAAUUUUUGAGUCAGACUGUGAUGAAGACUACAAGAGUGUUGCAGAUGAUGUACUGUCUCUAAGUGGCUUUGAAGGAGUAUCUAGACAAAGCACUGCAUCACUAAGGGAUCCCAUGCACGGAGAAAGUAAUACCAGCUUACAACAUGUGUCUUCUCUAGAUCAUGUGCAUAAACCAGGCGAUAUGUCAAUUGGAAACUCGGCCCACAACUCUGUUAGCGAGGUUGCUAGGAACUCUAUGCAUCAUGUCCUGAAUUCGGAUGACACUGAUAGCCAUCAUAAACUGUGUGAACAUCCAAGUGAAGCUAAGAAACCUGUUUUUCUCAAUGAUAUCUCGACUGGGGAUGAAAAUUCUGGAAAGGAGGAAGGACUCCUGGAUAACUGUGGGAUUAUACCCAACAAUUGUCUUCCUUGUCUAGCUUCAACCGUCCCAUCUGUUGAAAAGAGAAGAUCACUAAGCUCCAGUCCACCAAGCGCAAGAAAAAAAUCUGCUUCUAAACUUUCCUUCAAAUGGAAGGAUGCACAUAGUAAUGGCACUCUUUUUUCAUCAAAGACGCUUCUUCAGAGGCCCUUAGCAGGUUCCCAGGUCCCAUUUUGCCCAAUUGAUAAGAAAAUGUUUGAUAGUUGGUCACAUAUAGAGCCAAGUUCCUUUAAAGUUCGAGGAGAGAAUUAUUUAAGGGACAAGAAGAAAGAUUUUGCUUCAAAUCAUGCUGCCUAUUAUCCAUUUGGGGUUGAUGUAUUCUUAACUCAACGCAAAAUAGAUCAUAUAGCUCAAUGUGUAGAACUUCCUGCUACCAGCUCUUUUGGGAAACUCCCACCCAUCCUUGUUGUUAACGUUCAGAUACCCUUAUACCCAGCCACAAUUUUUCAGAGUGAAACUGACGGGGAAGGAAUGAGUUUUGUGUUAUACUUUAAGCUUUCGGAUAGCUAUGCAAAGGAGCUUCCACCACAUUUUCAAGAAGGUAUUAAGAAGUUAGUAGAUGAUGAGGUCGAAAAGGUCAGAAGUUUUCCUGUGGAUACUUUCGUCUCUUUCCGAGAAAGAAUAAAGAUAUUGGGCCGUGUUGCAAAUGUGGAAGAUCUGCACCUGAGUGCAGCUGAGAGGAAGCUUAUGCAGGCGUACAAUGAAAAACCAGUUCUUUCACGCCCACAGCAUGCGUUUUACCAUGGAGAAAAUUACUUGGAGAUGGAUCUGGAUAUGCAUAGGUUCAGUUAUAUCUCUAGGAAAGGUUUUGAAGCAUUCCUAGACAGAUUAAAGCUCUGCAUCUUGGAUGUCGGCCUCACAAUUCAGGGGAACAAGGCCGAAGAGUUGCCAGAGCAGGUCUUAUGCUGUGUCAGACUAAACGGAAUUGACUACAAGAACAAGAAUUAUCAACAACUGGGGUUAAGUCAAAUUCAAGAUCCCCUUUAACCUAUAAAUUGAUUCAUAUGUCGCGAGUGUCCCAGCAGUCCUGUCACUCAGCAUAGGUUUCCAACUAAUAAAAAUAGCUGAUUUUCUCGAGUAGCCUGUUUGCUGUUUGUGAAUCUUCUCCCCCACUGCCGAGUCCCAAGUGAGGUGCUUGCGUCGUGUUCACAUCUACACCAUGGUCCGAGUUGAGAAAUUUCGAGUUCACAUACGCUACUUCAGAACCUCCGGGCCAUUGUAACGGAUUGGCUUUCCGGUACAUGGGUAGAAUGAAGGUAUAAGGUCCGGCAAUACUUCCUCAAUCAUCAGGAACUCAUAACGAGGAUUUCUCUCGCCCACAUGUUAGCUAGUACUUGCUUAAAAGCUAAGGUCAUGUGGUCGUGGCGCAAGAACCGACGACUAAGGGGGACAGAUUUUUACCAUCCAAACGCUGGUGACCUUUUUCAUCGCUUUUUUCUUUGCACUGCGAACGUAACCUGAGAGAACAUAAGAAAAAAAGCCAACCGAUUGAGGUCAUAGGACAUCAAUGAUACACAAUCUUCCCCAUUGUCUUGAU